Messenger RNA from Drosophila novamexicana, 532 nucleotides. RefSeq names its product DNA-directed RNA polymerases I, II, and III subunit RPABC2 (gene RpII18). Gene Ontology annotation, cellular component: RNA polymerase I complex; RNA polymerase II, core complex; nucleus. The record is from RefSeq and is a predicted model, not a curated record. Gene Ontology annotation, molecular function: DNA-directed RNA polymerase activity; DNA binding. Lineage: Eukaryota; Metazoa; Arthropoda; Insecta; Diptera; Drosophilidae. The transcript has 2 exons. Bases 56 to 451 code for a protein of 131 amino acids. Gene Ontology annotation, biological process: DNA-templated transcription.
GGAAUAACAAAAAGAAGCGUGCGCUAUUCGUGAAUUCUGAACAAUCUCUUAAAAAAUGGAUGACGGGGAAUAUGAUAAUGAUGAUGUCGGCGGUGAUGAUUUCGAUGAUGUCGAUGAGGACGUGGACGAGGAUAUCGCUCAGGAGGAAGAAGUGGAUAAUAUUGAGAUUAUUGCACCCGGUGGCGCAGGGGGCGGUGGUGUACCCAAGUCCAAACGGAUCACCACUAAAUAUAUGACGAAAUACGAGCGCGCGCGUGUUUUAGGCACACGAGCACUUCAGAUUGCGAUGUGCGCACCCAUUAUGGUAGAACUGGAUGGAGAGACGGAUCCACUACAGAUUGCGAUGAAAGAACUGAAGCAAAAGAAAAUUCCAAUUAUCAUACGUCGCUUUCUGCCAGAUCACUCAUACGAGGAUUGGAGUAUAGACGAGCUUAUCAUGGUGGAUAACUAGCACGGUUAGAUGUAAGAACAGAAUAGCUAUAACACAUUUAUUACAUUUGAAAAAAAAAACAUAAAUAUAAAGCCACCCUAA